AUGCUCUCUCGAUCUCCACUCCGACUCUUCUCGCGUUCUUUCGGAGGCCGUGUCCAGCCGCUCAAGGCAACCAAGCCCAUCAAGGCCCGGCCAGUCACCAGUGCCGCACCGGCUCCCUCGGCCUCCUCCGGCUCCCACCACCAGGGCCACCACCAGCAUGGCAACAACCAGCACCAGCGAUGGCGUUUCGGACGAUACGCUGCUGUGCCCCUCGUCGUCGCGACCGGCGCCGUCAUGACGCUCCGCUCUCGCGCCAAGGCUGAGGAGCCUACGUCAGGCGGGCUCAGUGGCAUUUCCGGCGUUCCCGCCUCGGCCCUCGUGCGCGCUUACCUCGUGUACACGCUUUGUGGCUUCCCGACCCUCAUCGACAUUUCCCCCAAGCUCCUCGACGUCUGCACCAAGUCGCCCAUUCCCGGCGUGAAGCAAGUGACCGAGGUGAUCAUCCGCCGCACGUUCUUCGACCAGUUCGUCGCCGGCGAGGACAUUCCCGAAUGCAUCCGCAGUGUGAACGAGCUCGGCGCACGCGGUAUCGGUGGUGUCCUCAACUACUCUGCCGAGGCGGAGCACGACGAUGGCAAGCACGGCGACUCGCACCGCGCUGCCGAGGAUGCCAACUACCAGGAGUCUUACCACGCCAUCGAGGCCCUCGGACGGCACGAAGCGUCCCUCCCGCCGGCAGCCCAGGGCUCGGCCUCGUACGCCAUCAAGCUCUCGGGUCUGAUCGACAUUGACAUCCUUGAGCGCGCCUCGAACACGCUUGUCCGCAUGCGCCCGCUCGCUGGCGACAAGUCGCUCACCGACGCCCCCUACCCCGGUGUUCCGCAGGUGUGCGACGCCGUUGUCAUUGCGCCUUCCGACACUACCUCCAGCCGCGCCAUGAUUCCCUCCGUCUCGGGCGCGAUCGAGCCGACGGGUAUCCUCGCCUCUGACCCGGACGUCAGCGACUCUGACCUCGCCGAGCUCAAAGUGUUCUGGGAGAAGAUGCGCCGCCUCUCCGACCUGGCCGCCGACAGCAACGUGCGCCUCAUGAUUGACGCCGAGUACGCCGCAACUCAGCCGGCCAUGGACGCGCUCACGCAGCUCCUGUCGAUGGAGUACAACCGCCCCCGGCCGGGCAAGCCGUACCACGGCCCCAUCAUCUUCGGCACGUACCAGAGCUACCUGCGCCGCGCACCCCACCUGCUCGACAGUGCGCUGAAGCACGCCGAGGAGAAUGGCUACGCGCUCGGCAUCAAGAUCGUCCGCGGAGCGUACUUUGUCAAGGAGCGCAAGCGCUGGCUCAAGGACGGACGCACGGGCGCGGACCCGAUCUGGCCCGACAAGCCCGCGACGGACGCGGCGUACAACCAGUCUGUCUCGAAGAUUGUCUCGACGCUGCAGCGCCAGCUCUCAGGACCGCGGCCUGAUCUGGCUCUCUCGGUCGUGUUCGCGACGCACAACCCCGAAUCUGUCGCGCACGUUACGGAGGAGCUGAAGCGGGCUGGGCUCGCCGAGCCGAGCGCCGAGACAGAGUACACUGGCCGCUUGAGGCUGCGCGACGACGUGCGCGGUAAGCUCUUCGUCGCCCAGCUCUUCGGCAUGCGCGACGACAUCACCGACGGCGUCGUCCAGACCUUCGACUCGGGCGCCGUCCCCGUCGCCCUCAAGUACAUCGCGUACGGCAAGCUGGACGAGGUCCUGCCCUUCCUCGCGCGCCGCGCUAUUGAGAACAAGGCAGUCAUGGCUGGCGAGGGAGGCGCGAGCGUCGAGCGCAAGCGCGUCUCGGACGAGCUCUGGCGCCGUCUCGUCAACGCCUGA
Trichosporon asahii var. asahii CBS 2479 is the source of this 1797-nucleotide messenger RNA. RefSeq names its product proline dehydrogenase. The transcript has a single exon. Lineage: Eukaryota; Fungi; Basidiomycota; Tremellomycetes; Trichosporonales; Trichosporonaceae. Bases 1 to 1797 code for a protein of 598 amino acids. Gene Ontology annotation, molecular function: FAD binding; proline dehydrogenase activity. Gene Ontology annotation, cellular component: mitochondrion. The record is from RefSeq and is a predicted model, not a curated record.